AAAUUGUAUUUCUUUUUUUUCUUUUUUUUUUUAAUCUGACGGAUUCGCGGGGCACAUAAAAUGACAUGGCGGGCCAGAUCCGGCCUGCGGGCCAUAUGUUUGACACCCCUGCACUAGAGAAUAAUGACUUCUUUGUUGAAGUAAACAUAUUAAACUGAAUGCGAACACACUCAACGAUUCUUCCAAGUGAUACUUACAAACCUGUUAAUGAAGCGUGCGACUGCCUGUGACUUUGAUGGCUGCCUCCUUUUUUUGUUUACACUUUGUAAAGCAGCAAACAUACUUUCCUCGCAUUAUUUCCUCGGCCCUUUUUUUUUUGUUCAUUUUUCAUGCAGUUGCUGUUGGCAUUUAGAAAACUUAAGCCUCACUCUCUCACACACACACACACACACACACACACACGAUCAAUAAUUCUGAUCAUCAUCACUGAUGAUUUGUUAUUAUGCUGUGUUUCAUCUUCUGAUUUUAAUGAGGGUUAAUACCAUCCUCUGAUGAGAUGAAACAGGAAAGCAUACUCAGACACACACACACGCACACAGUCACAAUCCACACUGAAAUCAAGUCAUUUGAAUGGACGUAAUGGGCACAGCCGUAUGGACAUGUGUGGAUGUGCAGCCUUGGCUUCAUGUGAUGUGCAAUCAUGCAGUCAGAUGCUUCGAAAAUAUGCAGAACUACAAUGAGCGCGCACACACGGACACAAACAACCAACACACACACACAGACACAUUUCCCACCCAUCGUAUUAUGUGAACGGGAAGUCUCUCGCCCUGCAGAGGAAGUGGUAUUAACAGCGCAGGUCUUUUUCUAUUUCACGCUCCAACCAAGUGUCUAACAAUUUGCAUCUCCCACUAACACUUCUACAUCUGUCGGGAUGUAAAAAGGGAAGGGAGGGGAAGGGAGAGAAAAAAAAGAAGGGACAACAAUGAGACGCAACUAAAAGGUGGGAGUAACUGACGAGUUCGACUUUUUAGCAAAAUUGAGUUUCCAUUAUGUGACAACAAUGCGAGUUCCCCUCUCAUUUCUGCACGCCUUUGUCCCCGCUUCACUCUGCGGUUGUGUGUUGUUGUGUGUGUGCGCAGGUUUCAACCAGCCGGCCUGGUGGAGAGGAUCCAAGCUAUCGCUCAGAAUGUCUCCAACAUGGCUACCAGGGUGGAGCAGAUACUGCAAAACAGCAUGUUGCAAGGAAGAGCAGUGAGAGAUGGGACGUCAAGCCAGUGUGAAGUACCACGAGACCUCCGCUUUCCUGAGUGCCCAGGGAAAGUAGAUUGGAUGCGUGCACGUUGGACAUCGGACCCCUGCUACGCCUUCUACGGCGUGGACGGUUCAGACUGCUCCUUCCUCGUCUACCUGAGCGAGGUGGAGUGGUUCUGCCCCCCGCUGGCCUGGAGGAACCACAGCAGCCUCCCCACCCAGUAUGUACUGCAGCCAAAGGCCCCCAAGAGACAGGCUGCCUUCCGCACUGACCUCUCUGUGCUGCUGGACCAGGUCGGGGCAGGGAAGGAGUCCCUCAGCUUCAUGAAGCGCCGAAUCCGCCGCCUCGCACAGCAGUGGGCGACAGCCGCCAACUGCCUGGAUGCCACGCUGGAGGAAAGAUGGAGGGACCAGAAGAAGAUCCUGGUCCACGUAGGCUUCCUAACCGAGGAGUCCGGAGAUGUUUUCAGCCCCAAAGUGCUCAAGGGGGGUCCUCUGGGAGAGAUGGUCCAAUGGGCCGACAUCCUCACUGCGCUCCACGUUUUGGGACACAACCUGAAGAUCUCCAUGUCCCUUAAGGAGCUGCAGGGGUUCCUCGGUGUGCCCCCAGGCAGAGGCAGUUGCCCGCUGACCGGCCCGCUGCCCUUUGACCUCAUCUACACCGACUACCACGGCAUGCAGCAGAUGAAGCAGCACAUGGGGCUCUCGCUCAAGAAACACAAAUGUCAUAUCCGAGUGAUUGACACGUUCGGGACGGAGCCAGCUUACAAUCAUGAGGAGUACUCAACGCUGCACGGCUACCGGACCAACUGGGGCUACUGGAACCUCAACGCCAGGCAGUACAUGACCAUGUUCCCACACACGCCAGACAACUCAUUCAUGGGCUUCGUUUCGGAGGAGCUGAAUGAGACGGAGAAGAGGAGCAUCCAGCAGAACAAAGUCAACAACAUGGCUGUGGUGUACGGGAAAGAGGCCAGCAUGUGGAAGCUUCAGCAGGGUAAGGAUGGUUUCCUGCAGAUUCUCCACAGGUACAUGGAGGUCCACGGCACAGUGUACUAUGAGACCCAGAGACCUCCGGAGGUCCCGGCCUUCGUGAAGAACCACGGCCUGCUGCCUCAGCAUGAGCUGCAGCAACUGCUGCGCAAGGCCAAGCUCUUCAUUGGCUUUGGCUUCCCCUACGAAGGCCCUGCCCCUCUGGAAGCAAUAGCCAACGGCUGCAUCUUCCUGCAGCCCAAGUUCCACCCGCCUCACAGCUCACUCAAUCAUGAGUUCUUCAGGGGCAAGCCCACAUCUAGAGAGGUGUCCUCCCAGCACCCGUAUGCAGAGCAGUACAUCGGCAAACCUCACGUCAUGACGGUGGACUACAACAACUCCCUGGAGUUCGACUCUGCCAUCAGGGAAAUCAUGAGGACCAAGGUUGAGCCAUAUCUGCCUUAUGAGUACACCUGUGAGGGGAUGCUGGAGAGAGUACAUGCCUACAUACAGAAUCAGGACUUCUGUGCACUCGAGGCUCCCUUCAUUCCAGCCAACCUCUCCAGACAGGUGUCUGCUGGUGGCAGCAGGAUUACAGGACCCCUGUUUGUGCCCCUGCCCAAUUCCACAGCCCUUGGCUGGGCAUCCAAUGUGACGGCGCCCCCCGCCUGGCCUCCUCUCAGCUCCCUCAGGCUGCUCGUAUCUCAAGAGGGCCAGUCCUGCGUGGAGGCGUGCCAGUUGGAUGGUUUCAUCUGUGAGCCCGCUCACUUCCGCUUCAUCAACAACAAGGAGGCCCUGCGCGGGUUGGCGGUGCAGUGCGACGUGGUAGACUCCGAGAUCAACCACAUCCUCCCAGCCUUCUCGGUGGUGCGGCGGGAGUGCAGCCUCCAGCGGGAACCCCUCCUCUUCAGCUGUGCAGGAUACUCCCCCAACUACAGACGCCUUUGCCCGUGCAGGGACUUCCGACGCGGCCAGGUGGCGCUGUGCAGAGACUGUCUAUAAUGACGGGACAGGUGAAGGACAGACACAAAAGAAUUAGAUUCCGAUUGGCGGGAGGGUUUUGAGGGGGAGGGACACCGGAAGGCACCCGUAGUAGAACGGGUGUAGAGCUGUGAGGAACAGGCAUGCAUGGAUUUGAAGAGCUAAAAGCAGGCUGGAAUAGCUGUCAGGUUGUAAGUGAGGACUUUGGUUGUUAUAACAGCUGUGUACUGUAACUUGCUGAAGUUAAAAAAAGCAGUAAGACUUCGUAGAACAGGGCUCCAGUGAUGAGCAGGUGUCACUAUAACCAGAGGAAGAGGCUGGCUUACCCACGGCAACGAACCUUCGACUACAGGAUCAGAGUUAAUACAAGAGGUUUACUGGUGAUAUAAUACACGAAAUUUCAUCUUCCAGAGCUGCGUCUCGCCAAAAGUUAGGUGUUUAAGUUGGAAAGUAUGUACUUGAAGAGGCUUGUGACUGCAGAAAAACUCAGUAUUGGGACUAUUGUGUCAUACCAUGACAGAGUCUUCAAAUACGUUGGCUUGGAGAAGGCAACCUCGAGUCAAUAUCCAAUCUCCUCUCUGCACUUGGACAAAGGAUGAUGGACAACCAGGUUAUCUCCCUCGCUUUUACUCUCGUCCUCCAAUGAUGGACAGUGUAAUUUAUCAGACUGAACCAAAAGUCUGAGGCAGCAUCGGUCAAUGCAAUCAUCUCUUGUCGCAAAAAGGAAAGGAGGAGGAGGAUAGAGUACAAAAGUAAAGAGUGCAAGAUUAUUUUUCAAUAAAUAAGCCUUUAGAGCUUAUUUAAAGAGUCUUUUAAAGAGUCAUUCGGGCUUUAUUAUGGAAAAAAUGAAAUGAAAAUAAAAAACUCUGAACAGAUCAAAGUGUUGAGGUGGGUUUUAUGUUCCGUCUGGUCUUCACUCGGGCCCUUCCUAUCUUGCGUUUCUUCUGUUCUUGCUCCUACACCCAUCUGUCACAAUCACAUUCAUCUGCAUUUCCAUCAAUCCAACUGGAGGGGGAAACGAGACAGGGUGGGGAAUCAGAUUUCAGAUUAACGUCUGGUAUUUUCCUGACGGAUAACAAUAUGGGUUUACUUUAACUACAUUUUUUUAUACUCUGGAGGCUGUCCAUCGGCAUUCUGGGAAACAUAGGGAAUCACUUGUAAAGCUAUGAAGGUUUAGAGAAACUGUUGGCACCAAGAACACAGCUAAAAGAGAGUGAAUAUUGGAUUUAGCCCCAGCAUGCUGUUUAGAUUAUAAAAGAGUGCGAUCCCGAUAUUCCAGAGGACAAACACCUGGUAGCAUCUCAGGCACGUUAGCUUUAAUCCCUCCACACCAUAUUUUUGCACAGACUAGAGUUUCCCUGAGACGUUCACUGGGGCUGCAGAGACCAGACGUCCUUUGUCCAGGUCAGUCCUAAUUAAUGGCUCUAUGUCAAGGUGUCCCAAAUCUUUGUCAUCUCUGUCCUCCUUUUCAUCACAUGCUCCAAAGACCUCCAGCUACGCUGUAGUCUUCCCUGUGCAAAGAGAAAACUUUUAUUCUUUUUAAACUUUGUCGGCUAAUUAUCUUUGCCAGGAGAAUCAUGCUUUCACUCGAGUGAGUGAGUGAGUGAGUGAGUGAGUGGGCGUGCACCUCCACGUCCGUCCGCAGUCUCGCAUUCUUCUGCAGCAAACUGUCAAACAUUUUUGGGUGGCCAGUUAUGGUUGCAUGCUCAAGGACGUCUCAUGGUUGCGGUGAUUCACAUUUUGUGAAAAUACCUUUUACUGCCAGUUGUAUACUGCCAUUGACUGCCUGCUGACUCCUCACUCACUACUCUCAACCGGGCCGGGAGGGGCUGCUGAUGAAGAAAACAUUCUCUACACUCAGCCGUUGCUUUGCGGCCAGAGGCACGUUAUUGAGUGCAGUAGAUCUUCACUCUACUGACUGCACCUCUUUUCUUUUGAUUUUAUGUAUUUGGAGCCAGAUCGGAUUAACCACAACAGUAAUGAAGGCCAUCCGUAUAAUCAAUGCACAGUUCUUUGAUUAACUAUUAACUAUUAGUGUGUGUGUGUGUUUGUUUUAGUUAGAAAAACAGAGCAGCUCUUGGUCUGGAUCCCAGUGAAUAAAGAAUUAAAUGAAUAAUAAAUCACAAAUGUGAAUGCCAAAGUAGAUUCAUCAAAUCCUCAUUGACCUACACCAGCAGCACGGGGGAGAAAAAAUCACCCUUUUCACCAGCGCAUUGUAAUUUAAAUUUAACACCAGAGGCAAUUGAAAUUGCAGUGAAUACUUUUCAUCUCCGCAAUUCAUCCACCUUCUUGAUUGAAAUAUUUACAAUGAUCAUAAAAAAGCACUUAGGCCCUGUGCAGAAAAUCACUUCUUUCUCCCCAUGAACCCGGAACAUAAAGAGCAGGCUGCAGCCAAUAGAAAGGCUCAAAUCAAUGGGCAUAAUGUGUGAUGAUGUCGCAUCAUAAUUCAUUCAUUCAUUUUGGAUUAAAAGCUGAGAACAUGUUGCAUUAGCUAUACAUUUUGAGGGGAACACAAUACCGUUUAUUCUUCUCGUAUCACCUUAUGGCAAAUUUUGAGAACUACGCUGAGGUAGACGAGAUGACCAUUGUUACCACUCUCACGUAAACUUACAUAAAAAUGUUUGUUUUCAGUACGACACAGCACUUGAACACAGGCCUGCACUGAAGAAGUUAAAUGCUUUCUGGGUACCUCUCUGACCUGCACACCUUUACUUUUAACUGCACCACAUGAAUCUCACGCUACUUCCUGCUUUUCAAUGGAAUUAAAUUACUGACGCAAAUUAGCUAAAUAUGACUGCGAUCCAUAGGAGACCAGGUUUAUGGCCUCAUGUUUCGGUGUCUUCCGGUAGUGUCCGUGUCUGUCUAUCUGCUCUCAAGGUGACUUUCACACUUGAUACAUGGCUGCCGAGGAACAACAUGGGACAUUUUUCCAACAGCUGCGUAUUUCCUGUUUUUGUUGAA
Molecule: messenger RNA, 6105 nt
Organism: Anarrhichthys ocellatus (wolf-eel)
Lineage: Eukaryota; Metazoa; Chordata; Actinopteri; Perciformes; Anarhichadidae
Product: alpha-1,6-mannosylglycoprotein 6-beta-N-acetylglucosaminyltransferase B-like
Exons: 15
Coding region: 1138-3165 (675 amino acids)
Biological process (GO): protein N-linked glycosylation
Cellular component (GO): Golgi apparatus
Molecular function (GO): alpha-1,6-mannosylglycoprotein 6-beta-N-acetylglucosaminyltransferase activity
Source: RefSeq, a predicted model, not a curated record